AGAGAGAGGAGAGGAGGUGAUGGUAUUGUAUGGGUUCAAUGCUAUUUACACAAACACAUGGGGGGGCCUCAAUUUGUUUCAACAGGCAUAGCGGAAUCAUUCGGAGCAGUUCUCAAGGUGUAUAGCUGGGAGACAAAACAAACACACACAAGGGGUCAGAGGUGACAGCAGGGGAACAAUGGGGCUUUCCAAGGCCAGUUCAACACAGACAGGAAGUCUAGAUGACUUGUGAAGGGAAAAAAAAUAAUAAUAAUAAUGUAUACUGCAAGUGAUGUCAUUAAAUAAAUCCCAUAGGUUAUAUAAUAUAUUUAGUUUAUGAAAAUAUUAUGUUUUAUGGGGAGGGCCUGGUUUCUGUCAGUGUCAAGAUGCUGUCUGCAUCUCUGCCUACUGCUGUAGCCUCAAGCCUGGGCUCUGCUCCAGCCAAUCAAAGAUGCCCGCGGGCCUGACUCAUGAAUGAUUCAUGACGUGGGCGGGAGCUGUUGUUGCUGUCUGGGCAGCCGGCGAAUAGAAACAGGGUACAGUGGGAGUGUGGCCAAUGAUUGAGCAGCACAGUCUCAUGGGGAUGGGCCGGCCUGAACUGCAAGGAGUGGUAACAGGGAUGGGGGAUGGAGAGUGAGAGAGAAAGAGAGAUAGAUAGAGAGGUAAGAAAGAGAGGCUAGAGAAGAAGAGGGAACAGGGGAGGGGCUUUAGAUUAUAACCAAAAGAAUAUAGGAGAGGCGAGAGAACUGAAGAGAAACAGUGAGAGCAAGAGAGAGCACGAGGAGGAAUUAUUUUUUCCCUUUGCCAAAGCAUCCUCUCAGGAUCCACAAAAACAGCCAGACCAUGAACACCACCGCCACCGCCGGCCCGGUCCACCCUGCCGCCCCGCUGUCCCGCGUCUCCCUGCAGGUGCAGGAGGUCUACCCCUUCCACGACGGCUGGAACGUGGCCUGCUUCGUCAUCCUGCUGCUCUUCGUCCUGGCCGUGCUGUCGCUGGCCGCCCUGGCCCUGCUCUACGAGGUGCUGGACUGCGGCUGCUGCUCCAAGGGCAAGACCCACCGCCAGCUGCUGGAGGAGAGGGAGGCGUCCGCCGCCGAGCCCGGCACCUUCCGCAGAAUGGUGGGCAGUCUGAGCGGUGGGGGGGUGUCGCAGACUGAGGUGGUGUGAGGGGGGGGUCUGUCUUAUUACCCCCUGCCCUACCUUUUAAAUAAGACUUAUCGAUGACUGACAAGAGGCUGACAGCACUGGCAUGUGCCUGAGCGCAAGCUGGGUUGUACAGUACAUGGUUGACUUAGGGCGGCGUGUUGAAAGCACAGAGAGCGAACGAGGAGGAGUUGUACAAAGAGAGAGAGAGAGAGAGAGAGAGAGAGAGAGAGAGAGAGAGAGGAGGAGAGACGGAUUCUCAUCUCAUCGAAAUACAGUUUGUCCACACGAUGCCGCCAAUCACAUCACUACAUCCGUCGCCACAGCAACUGAACACCCCCACAAUGCGAGAGAAGCCAGCAGGAAAGAUGGAGUCUGUCGCAGAGGACUCAGUUCUCUGAGCAAAAGGCAGUUGAAGUAGCUGCCUAUCAUCAGAAUAAAGGGAGUACAUAUAGUCAGAGAGGAAAGUGUGUCCUAACUGUUGUACAGGGUCUCAGGCCAAGGCCCAACACAAACUGAUGACAUCUCCUUGUGACACCAACAACUCAAUCUGCCAUGUCUUAACUGAGGAGGGGGGGAGGGGGGGGGAAAGAUAAUGGGACAGGGGAACACACUGAUGUAAAUACGCUAUGUUUGUCAUUGAGCUAUGUGCACUGUGUUAUUUCCCUUGCCUUAAAAUUAUGUCAAAUAAACCAUGCCCAACACAUGGUCCAUUCAAAAUAAAGACCCAUGAGAACAACACUGUGUUUGUGAUCAAUAUCAGUUUAUCUGCCAGGUCCAAAGGAUGCUGGUGUCACCAGGACGGUUCUCUUGGCACUCAUUUAGUCACCAUAUAAUCUGUGAAUAUCACUUUUACAGUUUCAGGCUCGUCUCAACCUCGGACAAUACAGCUUCAGAGUCCUGCAUCAGGUUGAACGUCCAAGAAACCACAACCUAGACCUAAGUAACCCUACCCUACCAAAAGAACUGACAGUGUGUUCACAGCAGGAGCCAAAAGCUGAGACUAGGCUGUAAGAAGGCUAGUAUGCCAGCCAAGGUCAACAGGGUUACGGUAGGUAGA
This is a messenger RNA of Hypomesus transpacificus, 2182 nucleotides long. It is a transcript of the gene smim18, whose product is annotated as small integral membrane protein 18. NCBI's taxonomy places the organism in Eukaryota, Metazoa, Chordata, Actinopteri, Osmeriformes, Osmeridae. The transcript is spliced from 2 exons. The record is from RefSeq and is a predicted model, not a curated record. Bases 823 to 1146 code for a protein of 107 amino acids.